GCGGCUGCUCCGAUCCCUCGCGAUCCGGCUCUCCAUUCCUCUUUUUCUUGCUCGCCAUCGCUGUGGAGUAAAACCCUAGCGCCAAGAACAGGAAGCUUGGAUCUGUGCGUGGGUUCGUGACGCUUUUGGAGGAAUGGCUGUGCCGAGGGCGCAGCUCGAGGCGUGGCUGAUCGACACGGCCAGUCCCGAUGAUGCAUUGAGAUCCUCUGCUACUGCCGCCAUCGCGAGCGCCGAGGCCGUCACUGGAUUUGCCGAGUGCCUUCUCGCGAUUUCCGCAGAUCAGAAUGGGACGCAGGCGAUUGCCGCCGCGACGUAUUUCAAGAAUUUUUUGCGAGCGCAUUGGGCCCAGAAGGAAAAGAUCCGUGGCGCCGAGCGUAAAAAUCUGAGAGAACAACUCUUGGAAGUGCUUUUGCGAGUGGAUUCUAUUGUUCUCAAUCUAUUGACAGAAGCUUUUCGAAUUGUUGCUUCUCAUGAUUUUUCGGGCCAGGAGAAGUCAUGGCAAGAGCUCGUUCCAGCGUUGCACAAUGCGGUCAAGAACAGUGAUCUUGUUGCUGAUGUAUCCACUGCUCCUCCUUACAAAACUCUGAAUGCUCUUCUUGCAAUUCAGGCCAUCACCAAGCCAUUCCAGUACUUUCUCGAUCCUACUGUUGCGAGAGAACCUGUUCCGCCGCUUCUGGAACUCAUCUCGAGGGAUUUGCUUGUGCCGCUUCACGGGUUUUUCCACCACCUUGUUGAACAGGCCUUAAAGUCAAAAGAGAAAGGAUUUGCGCCACAUGACAACGUCUUGCUUGUGAUUGCAAAGACUUUUCAUCUCGCUAUAGGAUCCCAUAUGCCAGCAAGUGUACUUUCCUGCCUCAAAAUUUGGAUCGGAGAUGUUCUCGCGCUGCUGGACAUUGUCAAUGUCGAUCAAACCAUGGACCUUUCGGAACAAUCUUCUAGACUGAAGGUUUGGAAGCGUUGCUUACAGAUAUGCUGUACACUGGUUGCACGACAUCGAAAACACACCGAACAAUUCUUAUCAGCCAUUUCCGCUGCAUCGCUAAAGAUUGUAAGCAGCCACACAACAGGAAAGGAUAUUCAUGUUGCGCAAGAGCGGAUUAUAUCCUUGGCGUUUGAUUUGCUGGCGAACAUCCUAGAAACUGGGCCUGGAUGGCGACUUUUGUCCCCACAAUUUUCUUCUCUGUUGGAGAAAUCUAUAGUUUCGGCUCUGGUGCUGAGACAAAAGGACGUUGCUGAUUGGAACGAUGAUGAAGAUGAAUACUUGCGGAAAAAUCUCCCCUCUGACCUGGACGAGUCGUGUGGUUGGAGGGACGAUUUACUGACACCAAGGAGGAGUGCUUUGAAUCUUCUUGGGGUUAUUGCCACGUCAAAGGGACCUGCUGGUGCUGGGAAGACACCAAACAAACGCAAGAAAGGGAAAAACAAGGAUGGGACAGCAGGAGAAUUACUAGUCAUGCCAUAUCUGUCUCGAUAUCCUCUACCAACUGACGGCACGUGUUUUGAAUCAACUGUAAGCUACUUCGGAGUUUUGCUCGCAUAUGGCGCCCUUCAGCAGUUUUUUAAGUCGCAGUCGGCCGAGUAUCUGAAAAUGAUACUCCUUUCAAGAGUUUUUCCUAUAUAUUCUUUGACGCCUCCGUCACCUUUCCUGCUAGCAAAUGCGAACUGGCUACUUGGGGAAUUGGCAACUUGCUUGCCUGAGGAUCUGAAGCAGCCAGUGUUUGACUCCCUGAUAUCCGCGAUGCUGGCUGAGAAUGUUGGAGGUGUGUCCUGGAGACCUGUACGUGCGUCUGCUGCUGCUGCUCUCGCAGCUCUUCUUGAGGAGGAUUACAAGCCAGUGAAAUGGUUUCCGUUGCUGCAAGCGAUCGUUUCUUCUGUCAAAUCUGGUGCCGAUGAUGCCAGGCAUGCGCUACAGCUACUGACGACUACUGUUGAGACUGGAGAAGAGGAUGCUGCUGUACAUGUGCCGUACCUUGUUGUGUCGAUCAAAGACGAACUUCUGAGGCAUCUCCCUGCUCCUCCUGACUUACAGGUAGUGGAGCUUGGCUUCUCUUCAAUGGCUGCAUUAGCGCAUUGUUGGGACUCUGCAGAACCAGGUGUCAGUAAGAAAGAUGAGGAGCCUAUAAAGAACUGGAGAGAAGGCUGCAUAACGUUAAGAAAUACAUUUGCGCAGCUUUUGCAACGUGCGUGGAUCUGUUCGCCCGAGAAUGACGCGGAGCAAGUAAAGACACCUCCGUCGUGCUUAAAUGACGCGUCGGUAAUUCUCGGAUGCCUCGUCAAGCAUACAUCGGAUUCUAGCGAUAUGACGAGGCUUAAGAUUGAGCGCCUGGUGCAAGUCUGGGCCGAUUCUAUAGCUGAUUGGAAUGCGUGGGACGAAGAAGAAGACUUGGCAGUUUUUGAUGCCAUGGAGGAGAUUAUCGCUUUCAACGCAAGAUGUCCACUGCAGCAGUUUUGUGUCGCAGAAACGCCGUUACCUCCAGCCCCUCCAGUGCCGCCUCGUUCCAUUCUGGAAGGAAUGGCUGCUUUCGUAAGCUCGGGGAUGGAAUCUGCAUACGCUGCUGCUACAUGGCGGGCUUGCAGACUUUCCCAUACUCUGCUACAUUCGACGUCGGUGUCUUUCGAGGGCGAGGCUGCAGUGAAGCUGUUGGUGUGUCGAUUCACCGAGGCGGCAUUCGGACGGCUAACAGAGCUUUCGAGUUUCAACGUCCCAUUGGCAAAGCCUCUCAUUCUUGUCAUUUCAUCGUGCUACGUCGGGCUGCCGGACAUAGUUGAGAAAGUUUUGUCAGUGGCUGGAAAAACGAAGGAUGUCACAGAGCCUUUCCUGCAAUGGGCCGAAGCUAUGGCAACACUGGCAGAUAUAGACGCUGAUCCUGGCCUUGUUCUUGAAACUGAGCUCAAGCUUGGAGUUAUGUGCCUGCUGAAACUUGUCGAUCGCUUGGCCAACAACGGGACAACGGAGAAGAUCGCCGGCAAGUGCCUUGAGUCACUACUAGAUGCUGCGGUACGCCUUAAAGAAGCUCAACAGACGAAUAAAGCAGAAGGCGAGGAAGACGGUAACGAAGACGACGAUACCAAUGACAACUCAGAAGAGUACUCGGAGGAGGUGAGCGACGAGGAAGACGAAGAGGAGGAGCGCGAGGAAACAGAGGACGAGUUUCUGGAACGCUAUGCCGAGACUGCGCGAGAGCUGGAGGAAGAAGCUAUAGAAGAUGCCGAAGGUGGAACGGAAGAAGACGGUCAAGACAUCGAGCUAGGAGUUUUGGCAUUGGCGGAUGCGGAGAAGUCCCUGGCCUUGUGCAUCCAAAGCCGUGGAGGACUUGUGAUGGAACAGGCUCUUGAUCCCGACCUGGUUUGCAAGUUUGUGCAAGCGUUCCCGCAUUUAAGCUGCUUGUUCCCGCUCACUAGGUGCAGCGAAACGGGAUAGCCGUAAGUAUCUCACGUCUUUGUUCUCAUUUUUAAGAAUGAAUGACUUGUGUUCAUUCCAGUCCUCGUCACUAGGUAUCUGAUCGCCAUUGAAAUUGGAUACACAAGAGGUUGCGUGUAAAAUCCCUGUUUGUCUAUUUCUUUGUUCUUUUCUUUUCCAGAAAUCUCAAGCACAGAAAGCGUGGCCUUCCUAGAUUGAUGGCUGACUAUCUGAGCGAGUCUUUUUGUUGGGACUCUCUUCCUCGGUUGUGGGAAAUCGUCCUAAAAUUCAAUAUUAAAACAAACUAAAACGUUAAUGUAAAAUACCCAUACUUAA
This is a messenger RNA of Selaginella moellendorffii, 3736 nucleotides long. RefSeq lists its product as uncharacterized. Gene Ontology annotation, cellular component: cytosol; nuclear envelope. The transcript has 23 exons. Gene Ontology annotation, biological process: protein import into nucleus. NCBI's taxonomy places the organism in Eukaryota, Viridiplantae, Streptophyta, Lycopodiopsida, Selaginellales, Selaginellaceae. The record is from RefSeq and is a predicted model, not a curated record. The coding region runs from base 134 to 3421 and encodes 1095 amino acids. Gene Ontology annotation, molecular function: small GTPase binding.